CAUCGCCAUAGGAACCCGAGCCCGCCCGGGCGGCAGCGAGCGCCGCCGCUCCCGGGGCCGGGCACGGCCGGGGAUGGAUGCGGGAGCCCGGGGCAGCCGCCAGCCCUGGAGAGCCGGAGCCCAGCGCGGUGACGGGGCCCUGUGGGCACAGCCUGGCCCUGCUCCUGUCCCCACGCAGCUGCAGCCAGGAGCUCUGGGCUCUCCCAGGAGCCGAUCCCGAGGGUUUCCCCAUGGAAUAGGCGCUUUUCCAGGUGCCUGGGCACACGAGAAGCUGAAGUUGGUCGCCCCGGGGCACCCGAACCCGCCGUGCCCUGGAGCCCCCGGCCUCUGCCAUGAAUGAUGCAUCCACCAUGGAUUAUGAACUGCUCUCCCCGUCCCUGGUGGAGCACCCCGCCGGCGCCGCGGGCAUGGAUGCCGAGCAGAAAACUGUCUUUGCCUUCGUCAUCUUCCUCCUGGUGUUCCUGGUGAUGCUGAUGGUGCGCUGCUUCCGCAUCCUGCUGGACCCCUACAGCCGCAUGCCCGCCUCCUCCUGGACGGACCACAAGGAGGGCUUGGAGCGGGGCCAGUUCGACUACGCCCUGGUGUGAGGGGAGCCCGGGCCGAGCUCCAGCCCCGCUGCCCCUCCAUCCAUCCAUCCAUCCAUCCAUCCAUCCAUCCAUCCAUCCAUCCAUCCAUCCAUCCAUCCAUCCAUCCAUCCAUCCAUCCAUCCAUCCAUCCUUCCCUCCUUCCCUCCCUCCCUCUGCAGGGAUGCUCCGGGCCGGGGGGGGGGCGAGCAGGGGGUCCGGCCCCAGGGAGGUUUUCUAGGCGUUUCUCUCUUUUCUAAGCACUUUUCAUUUCUCUCGGCAGCCCGUGGGACGCUGCGGGUGGGACAGGGGGGCUGGACGGGGACCCCGGUGCCCCCCGUGCCCCCGGGCACCGCGGACGGGGCAUGGCGGGACCUGCCCUCGGCCCGCGGGGCCCCCGGGCUGGGCUGGGCUCUGCCCGGUGCCAGGCCCGAGCUUUGACCCCCGCCGCCCCCCGUGAGUGCCCCCGUGGUCCAGUGCGUGUCCGUGUGUCCUGUAGCUGAGCCGUGUCCGUCAGGGGUUUCUCGGCACCGGCGCCCAGUGCUGGCUUUGUUCCUCCUCUGUGCCACUCCCGAGCCCCCCAAAAGCGAGGGGAGGCUGGAGACCCCCCCUGUGCAGCCCCCCUUGGGCUCCAGCCCUGUCCGUGCCCAGCUGGUGACAACGGAGCCUGGGGACACCAGGACGGGUCAGGGCUCCCCAAAACACCCGGGAGAGGCUCCUGGGCCAUCCCUGCCGGGGUGUCCGGCCCUCCCCGGGCUCUCCGGGGCUCUGCAAGUGGCCCAGGGGCUGCCAAGGGCCGUGGUGGGCAGCGGGAGGGUCCUGCCAAGGAAUUUGGGCCAGGGGGGAGGGAGAACCUCGCCCCCCUCCAUGGAAAUGAAGGGAUUUGGAAAUGAAGGGAUUUGGAAAUGAAGGGAUUUGGAAAUAAAGCAGCACCGUGCCGACCCCA
Molecule: messenger RNA, 1509 nt
Organism: Melospiza melodia melodia
Lineage: Eukaryota; Metazoa; Chordata; Aves; Passeriformes; Passerellidae
Gene: CTXN1
Product: cortexin 1
Exons: 3
Coding region: 333-587 (84 amino acids)
Source: RefSeq, a predicted model, not a curated record